Molecule: messenger RNA, 543 nt
Organism: Aegilops tauschii subsp. strangulata
Lineage: Eukaryota; Viridiplantae; Streptophyta; Magnoliopsida; Poales; Poaceae
Product: pectinesterase inhibitor-like
Biological process (GO): negative regulation of catalytic activity
Molecular function (GO): pectinesterase inhibitor activity
Source: RefSeq, a predicted model, not a curated record
AUGGCGAGCACAUUAAGAUCCUUAGCUAUUGUUCUUAUUGUGCUCGCCGCCGUGUCCUUUGGUUUCCCUGCCAUCAAUGCCGACGCCACCCUCCUCGUCAAGACGUGCAAGAAGACCACAAACGCCUUGUUGUGCCUGGCAGUGUUGCACGUCGACCCAAAGAGCGCCUACGCCACCACCGAGCACGACCUUGCCAACGUCGCACUGCAGAUCGCAAGUAACACCGCUGACCACAACGCCGAGGUCAUCCACAACCUAGCCAAGGACGUCCAAGGCACGCCCGAGGGAGGCACGUUGAACAUCUGCCUCGGGGCCUAUGUUGAUGCCACCAAUGACCUCGAGAUCGACGCUCGCCCCGGUUUCGAUGGUGGGAACUAUGUCGGCGCGAGGAAUCUCGUGUUGGGUGCCAAGGGCGCCGGUGGUAGAUGCGAGGUUGCGUUCAAGGGGAUCAAAAAGAAGUCCCCCGUGACAAACAUAGAUCAACAGAUGACAGAGCGAUGUGGCGUCGCGGGUGAACUCAUUGGCCUUCUUAUACACAAGUGA